This is a messenger RNA of Aspergillus tanneri, 837 nucleotides long. RefSeq lists its product as uncharacterized. The coding region runs from base 1 to 837 and encodes 278 amino acids. The transcript is spliced from 2 exons. Lineage: Eukaryota; Fungi; Ascomycota; Eurotiomycetes; Eurotiales; Aspergillaceae. The record is from RefSeq and is a predicted model, not a curated record.
AUGUUUGGUUUCUCCUUCAAACGUCAGAGAGAGCCUGAGGAGUUGACUGAUGUCGACAGCGGCGCAACCCACGAGAGUAAGAAACUAUGCCCUUUGUCCCUACGUACCGAACCGAACGCAUCCCGGAAGUCUUCCUUCACCAAAGUCCACCGAAAUUCCUCCCGAUUUGGCUUGUCUAGUUUGACUCCCGUCGAGUCUUCAGAUGACGACGACGACGGAGAUGAUGAACAUACCACCCCUCACCCAUUAAGCGCUUGUGAGCAGGGCUCGCACGACCAUGCUCUGAGAACGGAAAUGGACAUUGAUGACACAUUUGUUUCUGCGCCCUCAUCGCAGCCAAUAGUUUCAGAUCAUGACGGCAACGUCCAACCGUCACCAAUACCAAACAGUCUUAUCAACCAGUCUCUUACCCUUAGUGAGCGACAGGAGCUUUGGGCUACCGUUGCCACAGGAACAGAGGAUCAAGAGCCUGCAUUCUCUGUAUAUAAUGGGCAGGAGUCUGGGGAGAUACACAAUCAUACAUUGUGGUGUGAUCAACGUCUCCCAAGUCCGAUCAGUGAUUGUGGCGAUGUUUUCCGAAGCAGCAAAGAAUCUGUGGGCGGUAUUAGCAUGAUGCACGAUAAAUCUCAUCCAACAUCUUUCCUUCCAUCCGAUGAGUGCAACCCAACCAGCCAACAAUAUAUACCAUCUAUUGAGACACCCACAGAGGCUCCUUCAACUCCAAAGUCGAACACCAACCCUAACAAGAAAAUCAUAUUUUCCAUGGGAUUUCGGGCCGACUGCGAUAAAUGUCACCGUAAGGUCCCUGGACAUUACAGUCAUAUUAACCGUCGUUAG